Drosophila willistoni is the source of this 802-nucleotide messenger RNA. RefSeq lists its product as uncharacterized. Lineage: Eukaryota; Metazoa; Arthropoda; Insecta; Diptera; Drosophilidae. The record is from RefSeq and is a predicted model, not a curated record. The coding region runs from base 99 to 689 and encodes 196 amino acids. The transcript has 2 exons.
CCAACAAUAGUAAAAGAGCUUUUGCUAUUCACAACUACAAACUUUGACAAAUUUGACAAUUUCUUAUAAAUAAACAAAGUAAAUUCAAUUUUUACAUUAUGGAAAAAGACACUGUGAUUAAGGAAGAACAGGCAACAAUUGAGGCAAUUUCAACAAUGGCCAAUAAAGUAUUAACCAUUGGAGGUGAUGACUCAGAGGUGGAUGAUAGGAUUAAAGACCCAGUGCCUGGAAAACAUUAUGAAUCGAAUUUUGAUGAAGAAUUCAAGGAGCGCCUUAUCAAAAUAAUGUUGCCAGGAACUCAACCUUUGCCAGAGAAAAAUGAUACCAACCUCAUUGAACAAUUCAGUGCACGAAGAAUAGAGAAAAAUGGCAAAAUAAUUUAUCAAUUUGAUUGCAAAGAUUUUGGUGGUGGCAGUCAAAGUCGUACCAAACAUGAACCUGGAUGGACGACAAUCAGUGGACCAGCUUAUAGUGCUAAAUUUGUUCUCGAUUUGGUUAGAGAACGUCUGAAGGAUGAGUUAUGGAUUAGGGAUAAUGUGGUUGAAUGCCGAACAAAAGAAACUAAAGAGUAUUGCUAUAUGCAGGGCAUAGUUUCUGAGUGCUUAGAUAAAGCAAAUGAAGAUUUCUAUAAUUAUGUUUUAUGUCUACAACAACAGUUUAGAUAUGGCACUGAAUUAAUACAAAAAUAAUUAUUGUCCUAUUUUUAAUAUUCGUACCUAAUGUUUACUUAAGUAAAGACUGACAAUCAUAAAAAGGAAUUAUACACUUUUUGCUGUGAAAUAAAUUCAAAUAUGUUAUUAAA